Plodia interpunctella (Indianmeal moth) is the source of this 1954-nucleotide messenger RNA. RefSeq lists its product as uncharacterized. The record is from RefSeq and is a predicted model, not a curated record. The transcript has 2 exons. NCBI's taxonomy places the organism in Eukaryota, Metazoa, Arthropoda, Insecta, Lepidoptera, Pyralidae. Bases 588 to 1859 code for a protein of 423 amino acids.
UCCUUCGAGCGCUGCUGUUUGGUGGCUGAACAUUAUCUUGACAAUUUAAAUUUCUAAAUAAAUACCUAAUUUCUGCUCAGUCCCCGCGUCUAACAUGUGAAAUAUGAAAUGUUCACAUUUUGAAAUAAUAAAACGGCAAAUAUAACUUUGACAUUAUACAAAUACUAUGAAAAACAAAGUUUCCGAAAAACGUUUUGCUACUCUCAAUAUAAAUGUUCCUACAUUCUAAUCUAUGUUUGCUACCACGGAAUCCUUAUAGGCGAGCUCGAUUCGCACUUGGCCACGUUUUUAAUAUUAUUUGCAUUGGUAGGUACGUAUAAUUAAAGCAAAUAACAAUAAAAUAACCGCUGUUACACGACAUUUUUAUAUAACAGAUAAAAUGAGGACUAUUUUUCCAUUUAAUAAUCAUUACGCACGCAGAAAGUAAAGCAUAUUAAUGACAAGUUAUAUAUGCAUGAAAAAUACUUAAAUAAAUGAUAAAUUUAUAAGAUCACAAACAGAAGUGUUUUUACUUGGGGGUUUCAAUUGGUUGAUUUCCGUAGACAAUAGUUUACAGACAUUUUUAAACUUUAAAUCGCUCACUAAAAAUGGACAAAAGCACCUUUAAGAAGCAGAAAAACCUGGAGGAUGUGUUGUCAAAAAGACAAGUGGAAUGUGUCAUCAGGAAAAUGUUGGAUAACAAAGCAGAAUGGCGUGUGACCAGCUCCGAGGUGAAGCCAGCCGCGGACGGGAUGACCGGUUUCCUGGGAGACCACCUCAGGGUAACCCUGAACGUAGCCGCGGGAGACGCCAGGAAGACUAUACAGUUGUUCAUAAAGAGAAUGCCUUUGGAGAAUCCUCCUAAAGUAGCAUUGAUUGAAGAGAACAACUUCUUCAAGAGGGAACGUUUGUUGUGCGAUCUGCUUGAUGAGUUCCAGAGUGAUGAUGAUCUUCAACCGUGGUGCAUCAAAACUCUUAUCUGCAGCGAUUCCUUGGUCGUCAUGCCAGAUGUCAGGCCGUUGGGAUACACCUCUAAGAGCCCUCUGGAGCCCUUAGACCUGCCCCAUUUGCUGCUCACUGCCGGCUCCGUCGCCCGCUUCCACGCCGCCACAGCCAACUAUGAAAACAAGAAGAUUCUACGAAACAACAAGCCUUGGACGUUCUCCCAGGAGUAUGCAGAAAUGCUCCACGUAGACCCUUCAUUCAGGGAUUCCCCAUGGCUGCGAGCCUGUGCGAAACUCGUUGCCAACACUCUUAAAGUCUUCUGCAAUAAGUAUAACGAUAAACUGGAUUUCGAGGCAAAAAUUAUCACACUUUUUGUAAAAGCUUGUGAAAGUCUUAAAGAAUACGAGAGUACGUUAAAUGUGUUGCUUCAUAAAGAUUUGUGGAUUAGUAAUAUAAUGUUUCGAUAUGAGAAUAGCGAGCCAGUGGAAGCGUUACUCAUAGACUACCAAUGUCUACGAUAUGGACCUCCUGCCUUCGACCUGAUGAUUUUACUGUACUGCACGACUUACAGAACCUUCAGAGAGCAGCAUGAACUAACUGUACUACGGCAUUAUUUCUCAGUUUUCUCGGAAAAUAUAGACGACGCUACGGAAAGGAAAUUGAACAAAUUGGGAUAUGAUGAGAAGGAGUUUCUUGAGUGGUGCAAGAGGGCGCGUUUCUUUGCAGCAAUGCAGGCGUCAGCGUUAUUUCCAUUUAUCCUCAUGGAUCCGAUAACUGCUCAGAAGAUAUAUGACGACCCUGACACUUUCGAGGAGUUAAUGAUUGCGGACCGAACGAAGCCAGUCGUCGAGUAUUGCCAUCAGAAACCUGUCUACAAGGAGCGAUUGAUUGAAGUAUUCGAAGAGUUUGUCGAAAGAUAUUAUGAUGAGGAAUAAAUAAAACGCCUAUUGUUUUUCUCCUAACGAUAAGAAAUGAAAGGUUUCACAGUCAUGAUAUUAUACAAUCUAAAUAAAGUUUAAUUGAAAACGGA